AAGGUGCCAAACUCCCAAACCCAAGCAGUAGCACGAACGGAAGUCGCAGAGAGAGAGACGCCGUCGUCCGCCUGCACGCUCCACUGCUGCAGAGUCUAGCCGCUGCCCUCCAGACGCCACCUCGCCGGAAACUCUCCCGCCUCCAGGUCCCGGAGUCCAGGUACGGAGAGUAAUGGCUGGCAUGCCGUCAGUGCCGUGUAUAUAAGUCUGGCCACCCUCUCGACCACCGAUUGCCGGAGUGCUGAAAGACGAUCAGCGACUGGGACAUAGGCAUCGCCACACCAGGAAGUCACCGCCAGAUCCGACAUACUACACGAAACUAGAGGCAGGAGCCACUCGCAAGUCGCAACCGGCGCAUACCUUCCGUCGCCGGGUUAUCAUUCUCGUCCCGGUGAAAUUUACCGGCGGUUCUGCCUUCUCGCACAGCUUCUUCAGCAUCUGCAAUUCUGCCAACAUGCUAAAGAUCCCUGAACAUCAAGUUGCAGGGCAUCAAGCGCACGGCGGGAAGCUGGGACCCCUCGUAGACGAUUCCGGCCUCUUCUACAAGCCAUUGCAGGGCGAAGAUCGUGGGUCCCAUGAGGUUGCAUUCUACACAUCAUUCUAUUCAAACCCUAAGAUCCCGCCCCGCAUUCGCCGUUUCUUCCCCAAGUUCCAUGGAACUCAGGUCCUCGAGGCAUCAGAUGGUUCCGGCCUACUAUCCCAUCUAGUUCUGGAAGACCUCACUCUGUCCAAAUCCAAUCCGUCCAUAAUGGACAUCAAGAUCGGGUCGAGGACGUGGCCCCCACACGAAUCCUCGGAGUACAUUGAGAAAUGCUUGAAAAAGGACCGCGAGACAUCCAGCAUCACCUUAGGUUUCAGGCUUUCGGGCUUCCAAAUGUACGUGCCCAAAGAAACCGGUUUUUGGAAGCCCGAAAGGAAAUCGGUUCAGAACCUCUCUGCAUCAGAGGUUGGCUUAGUUCUAAGGAAGUUUGUAUCUUCAAACAGUUCAUCUGAUUGCUCCUUCGUGUCAGCCGUAUAUGGUGGGCCCCACGGGAUUUUAUCGCAGUUGCUCGAGCUGAAAGCUUGGUUUGAGGAUCAAACUAUCUACCAUUUCUAUUCUUGCUCGAUCCUCAUGAUGUACGAGAAAGAACUUGCGUCACAAGAAAACAGCUCGCAUGGCGCAACCAUCAAGAUGAUUGAUUUCGCGCACGUGGCGGACGCUGGUGGGGUCAUUGAUCAUAACUUCCUCGGCGGGCUUUGCUCUUUGAUCAAGUUCGUUUCUGACAUUCUUGCAACGCCAAAUGGUCCUACAAAUGUUGUUGAAAGGAUUUUUUAGUUAGUCACUUCACUCAUCCCCACUUGCCCUUGUGUUUUCUGUUACUGGGCAAAUGCUGGAACCAUGCAGCACCAUUCUUCCCUUUAUUUUUUCUCUUUAAAUAAUCGGGGUCUGCUACACUCACACCACAGAUGAUAAGAUUGACACUAUCAGUCUUUUACAUAGAAUAUUUUCUCGCAGACAAUGAUUUGUGUGAUUUUCUUUGGUAGUGUGAACCAUGAUGUCAAUUCUAGGCUUGAAGUUGUAUUUUUCAAAUAAUAUACUCUGUAGCAUUGU
Molecule: messenger RNA, 1591 nt
Organism: Cuscuta campestris
Lineage: Eukaryota; Viridiplantae; Streptophyta; Magnoliopsida; Solanales; Convolvulaceae
Source: the annotation of a GenBank genome assembly